AUGGAAAGAGAAUUGAAACAGAAACGGCUUGAUGUUGAUUCGCUGGCAACUUCUAAUUCCGGUUAUCCUCGAGAUCGGAGACGACAUCCUUCUCCGCCGGCUAGAUCACCUGAAGAUUCCCCGUUGUCAACUAUGUCUUCUCUGUCAUCUCUCAGCCAUGGAUUCUCUCCCGAAAGAGUUGAGGUACAACCUGAAGCAGAAUCAGAAGCAGCAGAAGAAGGAGAGACAUCACACGGCUCACCAACGUUAGAUCCGUUGCCGGAUUUGUCCGGAGCGAGGGUGACGUCGCCGGCGCCUGUGUCGACGGUGAACAGGUAUGUUCGAGAAGAGACUGUUCCGAUUAAGAAAGCGGAACGCGGCGCUCAAGACGGAUACGUUGGAAAGCCACCGGAGGAACCACGAACAAGCGGUGGAAACCAAGGGAGGCGGCCGAGGCCAUCUAUGGGGAGCGUUAGUAGGAUGGAAAAAGAAGGAUCGAUGAAGAAGAUAGCGUUAGGGUUUAGGAUUUUCGAAUUGCUCUUUUGUUUGAUAUCGUUGUCGGUGAUGGCCACCGACAAGCGUCAGGGAUGGGCUCUCGAUUCAUUCUAUCGUUACAAGGAGUUCCGGUACUCCAUAGCAGUGAACAUUGUCGGAUUUGCAUACGCUGUGUUACAAGGAUUUGAUCUGGCCUAUCAGUUGGCCACCGGAAAUCAUUACAAAAGACGCCAUUAUCUCCGGUAUUACUUUGAUUUCGCCAUGGACCAGAUGUUGACAUACCUUCUGAUAUCAUCGGGAUCAUCAGCAGCCACAAGAGUAGACGACUGGAAAUCGAAUUGGGGUGCAGACAAGUUCCCACAGCUGGCUACCACUUCUGUUAGUCUUGGUUUUGUGGCUUUUGUUGCCUUUGCCUUCAGCUCUUUAAUCUCUGGUUAUCUUCUUCAUGCUUCCACAUCUUCAUGA
Lactuca virosa is the source of this 939-nucleotide messenger RNA. Lineage: Eukaryota; Viridiplantae; Streptophyta; Magnoliopsida; Asterales; Asteraceae. The record is from the annotation of a GenBank genome assembly.